GUGGCUCAGUUCUGGACGCACCGCCGUGUGGUGCAAAAGUGAAAGCGAUUUCAACUAAAGUUCUUCAAGGCGAAAAGAUGCGCUACGCGUGUCAAGCUCAGCUGCUGCUGCUGAUAGCAGCCAUUGGCGUGACAAGAGCUGGCGUCAGCUCAAACUACGAUCGGCAGGCCAAGACGUUCAUCGAUCAGUCGAGCGAACGCUACUUCAAGCUGUACAAUCAGAUCGCCUCGGAGACGUACUCGGCGAACAAUGAGGAGGAUUUCGAGGCGCUCUUCUCGAAGCUGACCAAUGUGAAGCGCAUUGCCGACGAGCUGGUGGGCAUUUCGCGGGAGGCGAGCGGCUUCGAUCUGAGCAAAGUUCAGGAUGGGGAGCUGAAGCUGGCACUGCAGGAGCUGCGCAAGGUGGGCGAUCUGUUUGUGCUGGGCGAGGAUUAUUUCUCGUCGGUGCAAAUGAAUCUGGCAGCAUUGCAAAAAAUGUCCACGGACAAGGACAUCGAGCCAUAUCUGGGCGGCGCCAAGAUGCCCAACGAGGACGACAGCCCGUUGGCCUACUAUCCGGACAUACAGAAGAUUGUACAGCGCAGCAGCGACGUGGACGAGCUGAAGUACUAUUGGGAGACAUGGCGCGACAAGAACCAGAUCUGGGCCUCUGUCAACUUCUACACCAUUGUGCAAUCGUACCAGAAGGCCGCCAAGAUACUGGAGAUACCCGUGCAUCAGCUCUGGUAUCGUUACGACAGCCAAGAGAUGCUGCAGCAAAUGGAACAGGCCAUGGCCGAACUGAGGCCCGCCUAUCAGCAGCUGCACGCGUUUGUGCGCCACGAGCUGCACAAGAAAUACGGCAAUGAGGUAGUCAGCGCGAACGGACCCAUACCGGAUCACCUGUUCCAGCAGGUGCUCGAGCAGGCUUGGGAGGAGGGCAGCAUCAUUGAAGCCUACUUUCCGCGCAAGGAUCUGCCCCAGUACGAUGACUUCGUCCAGCAGCUGAGCGCCAAGGCGCUCAUCAACGAGUCCGAGAGCUUCUAUACCUCGCUGGGUUUUCCGCCGCUCAGCGCCGAGUUCCACAAGAAUCAGCUGAAGGAACCCAACGAGGACAGACCCGACGAUGACUGCCGGCCCGCGCUCUUCGAUCUAACGCCCCAUGUCUAUAUGAUGUACUGCGAGAAGGUCAGCUUCAGGAAGCUGAUGCAGUACCACGCCCACAUGGCGCGCGUCUACUAUGCCGAACAGAAGAAGCAGCUGCCAUCGUAUUACUUCAAGGCCUACAACCUGGAGUAUCCCGUGGGCGAGGCUGUCGUGCUAUCCGCCUCCUCGCCCACACAUCUGACGGGGCGUGGCCUGGCCAAAAACGUGCAAUUCACUGAGCAGACACUGAUGAAUCGACUCUUUAGAAUGGGCAUUCACACAGUUCUGAACAUACCGCUGUACUAUGUGCACACCAAGGUGAUGCACGAUCUGUUGAACGGUACAGUGGACAUGGACACAGUCAACAGGCACUAUUGGCGCCUCUUGGAGCAGCAUGCGGGUAUUGAGCCACCCACGGAUCGCACGGAGGGAGCCAUAGACUUUCCCUACAAGUUUUAUGUGAACAUUGAGCAGAAUUAUCAAACCAAAAAAUUCAUUUCGGAAAUUCUGGGCUAUCAAUUUUAUCGUGCGCUGUGCCAUCAGGCAAAUCAUCGCGGUCUGCUGCACAAUUGUGAUUUCUAUGGCAAUUUCGCUGUGGGCAACAGCCUCAAGGCUAUGAUGUCGCUGGGCUCAACGAAACCUUGGCGUGAGGUAGUUGGCAAAGUUUUGCCCAAAAAUACAGGACUCAGCAGUUUGGCGCUCCUGGAAUAUUAUCAGCCCAUCGUGGACUGGCUGAAGACGCACAAUAAGCAGACCAAAGUUAAGAUUGGCUGGAAUUCUACACAAAAAAAGGUCGUUUAAGUGCGCUGUUUAUGUUAUUUGCUUGUUAAACUCAAUAAAAAUGUUUACUAAAUA
Drosophila virilis is the source of this 1979-nucleotide messenger RNA. RefSeq names its product Ance-4 (gene Ance-4). Gene Ontology annotation, biological process: proteolysis. Gene Ontology annotation, molecular function: metallopeptidase activity; peptidyl-dipeptidase activity. Lineage: Eukaryota; Metazoa; Arthropoda; Insecta; Diptera; Drosophilidae. Gene Ontology annotation, cellular component: plasma membrane. The record is from RefSeq and is a predicted model, not a curated record.